GUUUUUUUUUUAUUGAAUUGCUUUCUCCUUGGUUCUUUUUCUCAACCCGUGAAAUAGAACAAAAGUGAAGCUAACGAACAAGAUGUCGUUCUUUCGCAAGGUUUUCUUUCUGCUGUUGAUAGUGAAUGCUGCCUUUCUUGGGUAUGAUCACUAUCAAGGAGGACAAAUUGCCACGAACUUGGUUCAGAAUGCCAAAGAACUCAACGCUGUCAAAAUCCAAGCUCAUGCUCAGCGUGUGAUUACCGAAGUCAAGUCGGCCAAUCCUGAAAAGAUUGCCAAUCUUGUCAAUAACGCCUUUGCCCAGUUGAAAAACAUCAACUCUCCUUCCGAUAUUCUCGACUUAUUGCGUAGCCAAACGGGAUCGCUUGCGUCUUAUACUGUCACUGAAGAAGGCAAUGUCGUGGUGCUUACUGAUAAGAAUUUCAAGCAUGUUAUCGAUGGCAGCAAACCUGCCUUGGUCGAGUUUUAUGCACCCUGGUGUGGUCACUGCAAAAAGCUCGCUCCUAUCUACGAACAACUGGGAGAAGCAUUUGCCCACGCCAAGGAUCAGGUUGUGAUUGCGAAAUUGGACGCUGAUAACUACCGCGAUGCUGCUGGCGAGUUCAAUAUCCGUGGCUUCCCUACUUUGAAGUGGUUCCCCGAGGGUGUCUCCACUGUCGAAGGUGUUGAAGAUUAUGCCAGCGGACGCGAUCUUGAAUCACUCUCAAAGUUUGUUCAAGAAAAGUCAGGCGUUCGUCCUCGUAUCAGAGCCCAGAAGUCCGAUGUUACUGUUUUGACCAGCAAAAACUUCCAUGAAGUCGCUUUGAAUCCGAAGAAAGGUGUUCUUGUUGAAUUCUAUGCUCCUUGGUGCGGUCAUUGCAAAAACCUCGUCGCUUCCGCAUUUGCCAAUGAACCCACUUGCGAAGUCGCGAAAAUUGAUGCAGAUUCCGAACGUGACAUUGGCGGUGAAUUUGAUAUCUCUGGUUUCCCUACGAUCAAGUUCUUUGCGGCUGGUGCAAGCGACCCUAUUCCUUAUGAGGGUCCUAGAACCGAGGCUGGAUUUAUUGAUUUCUUGAAUAAGCACUGCGGUACCAAGCGAGUUGUUGGUGGCGGACUUGAGAGCACUGCUGGCCGCAUCCAGGAAAUGGACAAACUUGCCAUCAAGUUUAUGACGGAGUCCAACAAAGACGCACGUACGACUAUUCAUUCCGAAGCUGAAGCUGCUGCGAAAGGAAUUCAGGGCCGAUAUGCUAAAUAUUACGUGAAGAUCAUGGAGAAAAUCUUGUCUCUUGGCGACAUUUUCCUUGUUUCUGAGAAGGCACGCUUAGACAAGAUUGCUAAAUCCAACACAGUCACCAGCAACAAGCUCGAUGAUUUCGCCAUUAGACAGAAUAUUCUGGCUGUAUUCGAUAAAAAGGCUACCCCUGUCGCAGAAUAAGAUGUAAAUAAAAAAAUUCGAUUACCUCUGGUGCUCGUUGUGUCUUAUCCCGGCAAGCGCUCAUUUUUGAUACAGAGGCAAGAUUACUGUAAGCUUCUAAUACAGCUGCACCAUAUACAAAGAUGUUUUAGAGGUGCAACCGCCUGAUAUUUCUUACAAUUUUGAGUUUAGCGAAC
Messenger RNA from Radiomyces spectabilis, 1593 nucleotides. Its product is annotated as thioredoxin-like protein. Gene Ontology annotation, cellular component: endoplasmic reticulum. Gene Ontology annotation, molecular function: protein disulfide isomerase activity. Gene Ontology annotation, biological process: protein folding. Bases 83 to 1417 code for a protein of 444 amino acids. The record is from RefSeq and is a predicted model, not a curated record. Lineage: Eukaryota; Fungi; Mucoromycota; Mucoromycetes; Mucorales; Radiomycetaceae. The transcript has 4 exons.